Molecule: messenger RNA, 739 nt
Organism: Aethina tumida (small hive beetle)
Lineage: Eukaryota; Metazoa; Arthropoda; Insecta; Coleoptera; Nitidulidae
Product: protein snakeskin
Exons: 4
Coding region: 107-589 (160 amino acids)
Biological process (GO): septate junction assembly
Source: RefSeq, a predicted model, not a curated record
CAGUUCAUGUUGAACAGGUGGAAACGUUUUUCUUUACCCUGCAUGCAUACGUGUAUAUUUAAUAUACCAAAUAAAAACUAUUUAUAAGUGUUAAAAAAUAAGGAAAAUGACGAGUCCAUUAACAGUUGGUACCUUGUUUAUAAGGCUGUUCAGUGGGGUGAUCAAUCUGAUUGUUUUGAUUUUGUACAGAGUCGGAUUCCAAGGAGAAUUUUUGGGAGUGGGAGGAACGUGGAAUUUGAACGAAGCUAAAAAUCCGGAUGCAGAAAUUGUUGCUUCCGGUAUUUUCGUUGGCUACUUCAUUUAUACGAUUAUCAGUUUGAUAGCUUUCUGUUUCUCUGUUGGAGAUCACAAAACAACAUACACUGAUGUUUUAAUGAACCUGAUCGGCGUAUUUAUGUGGGUGGCAAUCGGUGCAACAGCUCUACAUUAUUGGAACGGUUACAUGGCAGAACACAAAUAUGUAUCCAUGAAUUCAGAAAGAAUGAUUGGUUUGACACUUGGGGCAUUGUGUCUCAUCAAUGGAGCCUCGUAUCUUAUAAACACCGCAGUUGGAGGCAUAUUCAUUGCGAGAUACAAGUCCCAGCAAUAAUAAUGCACAACGAUAACAACAAAAUAAUAUCGACUUAUUGAGAAACAUUAAUUAGUUUUAAUUUAUAAUUUAUUUUUUAUGUUCAUAAAAUUAAUAAUACGUACAUUUAUUUUGAUCUCCAACAAGUUCAGUUUCUAAUAAAACAAUCGU